Papaver somniferum (opium poppy) is the source of this 1275-nucleotide messenger RNA. RefSeq names its product NAC transcription factor 25-like. The record is from RefSeq and is a predicted model, not a curated record. Bases 1 to 1275 code for a protein of 424 amino acids. Gene Ontology annotation, biological process: regulation of DNA-templated transcription. The transcript has 4 exons. Gene Ontology annotation, molecular function: DNA binding. NCBI's taxonomy places the organism in Eukaryota, Viridiplantae, Streptophyta, Magnoliopsida, Ranunculales, Papaveraceae.
AUGGGUGAUGCAGAAAGAAUGAUCUCCUCAGAAGCACCUCAGAAAAAUUACUGUGGCCUAUAUUAUUGUUGGGAAUGCUUUCGUAGAGAAGACAGUUGCAAUGCUGAGGAGGGAUCAUCAUCAUUAACACCAGAACAAUUACUCGACGCACAAGUUGAACGUUAUUUGAAAAACUUUCCCGAGGGAUUGAAAUUUCAACCAAGUGAUGAGGAGGCAGUACUAUAUUAUCUUGUUAAGAGAUCUAGGAAUGAUCAGUUACCUGUUAGUCCAAUAAAAGAAGUAAACAUUUACGAGUUUACUCCGGAGGAUCUUCUAGAUAAGUACAAGAAUUAUGGGAUACAAGGGAUAGAAGGAAAAGAAUUGUACGUUUUCACACCUAGAGAAAGAAAAUAUCCCAACGGAUCUCGACCUGAACGCUAUAUUACUGGUCGUUAUAUAGGAUAUUGGCAAAUUUUUGGAAAACCUAAGGAUAUUUUUAACACGGAUGGUACUCCAACUGGUGUCAGGCGUUCGCUGAAUUUUUAUAAAGGGACGAAAGAAGACCAUUCAGAUACACCAUUCACCAUGAUUGAAUACAUCUUAGAAAGUAGGAUACAGAGUAAAUCAGGUCAUCAAGAUGGCAAUAAGAAGCAGGAGCCGGUGAAAUUGGCUUUGUGUAAGAUUUGGGAAAGACUACCUGCUAAGGAAGUUUUGUCACCGGUAGCAAAAUCGUCGAUGGAGAAUACUGAUACUACUUUGCUCGAGAACGCAGAAUAUAAUUCAUCAGAGCUGGUCAUGGAGGCACAUCAAGGUUCCUCCUCGAGCAAUAUGGUUACGCCUACUGAUAAUGAAAAUGCCUCGCGUACUAAUGGAUUCUUGCAGUUGCAAGACUACAACAUUGUAGAUGCGACCAACUCGUAUGGCGGUUUUCUGGAUAAUAAAUACAUAAACAACAUAUCGUUUGAACAACAAUAUGAUCUGGACCUUGCUUCUUUGCUCGACGACACUAACACAGAGUUCAAUUCAUUUGAGCCAGCCAUGGGGGCGUAUCAAGAUUUUACCUUGAUGGAUAUGGUUACGCCUAAUGAUGGGAAUUUCUCAAAUAUCAAUAGAUCCUUGCAAGGCCAUAUGGCGAUGGAGGAGACAUUUGUCAAUCCUUUUAUGACUUCCGGUGACCACUGUUUGCCGGGACAAAAACAAAACGGAGAGUUACAGGGUGGCCAAGAGAACCAAUUUGAGUCAUCAGUCAUUCUAAACGAUUUGUAUAUCAAUGGUUCUUCUUCAGCAAAUCAAUAA